Messenger RNA from Toxorhynchites rutilus septentrionalis, 5235 nucleotides. RefSeq lists its product as uncharacterized. The transcript has a single exon. NCBI's taxonomy places the organism in Eukaryota, Metazoa, Arthropoda, Insecta, Diptera, Culicidae. The record is from RefSeq and is a predicted model, not a curated record. The coding region runs from base 1 to 5235 and encodes 1744 amino acids. Gene Ontology annotation, biological process: DNA integration. Gene Ontology annotation, molecular function: nucleic acid binding; zinc ion binding.
AUGGGAAAGAAGAUGAAGGCGAAAAUCAGUCUCAGGGACAGCACGAUGGAUUUUUUAAAACGAAUAGAAAUAUUCCUUCGUACCGGUGAUGUUGAGGAUGAAAAUCAAAUCAAAUUCCGACUGGAAAAACUUGAAGCCAAGUGGGAUGAGUUCGAAAACAUUCAAGGAGAGAUAGAAUGCUCGGAGGAAGAUGAUGAAAACGUAGAAAUAAAUCGCCAGGUUCGGGCGGAAUUCGAAGAAAAAUAUUUUCAAGUGAGGGCGGGUUUGACAAGCAAAAUUCCACGACUAGCAUCUCAACAAGAAAGUACGAAUGCUCAAUCGUCUACGAGUUCGGAUAAUGUGCAAUCGUACGUGCGAUUACCGCAAAUAAAUUUGCCUGAGUUCGACGGUAAUUUCGAAAAUUGGCUUCCUUUCCACGAUACAUUUAAGGCACUGAUAGACUCAUCACCAGAAUUGAGCAACAUACAAAAAUUUCAUUAUUUACGUGCUUCCCUGAAAGGUGAAGCAUUCAAAUUAAUCGAUUGCUACCAGAUGAGUGAAGUCAAUUAUCGUGUGGCGUGGAAUGGCUUAGUAGCAAGAUUUUCAAAUGUCUAUUUAUUGAAAAAACGACACCUGAAUGCCAUAUUGGAAUAUCCAAAGGUAAAAAGACAGUCUGCUACAUCGAUUCAUGAUAUUAUCGACUGCUUCGACCGAAACACGAAAAUACUAGAUCAGUUGGGAGAGAAAACAAUCGGAUGGGGUGCGAUGCUGACGCAUUUAAUGGUUUCUAAACUCGAUGAAACGACACAAAAACAAUGGGAAGAACAAGCCACACUGCAUGAAGAUCCUCUGUUCUCGCACCUCGUUGAAUUUUUGAAAAGACAAACGCGAAUACUAGAUGCAGUGAUAGUCGAUCAAACUGUUGCUGUUCCAGCGAAUUCAUUCCAGCAAAAUUCAUCUUCGUGGAACGACACGAGAAAUCGUCCAAUGAGAAUGUCAGUCAAUUCUGCAGUCGAAAAUGUCGGUCUAUCGUGUAUUAUAUGUAACGAAAAACAUUCUGUACUAAGAUGUCCUGAUUUUAACAAUUUAUCUAUAGAACAACGCUUAAAGAUAACGAACUUAAAACGACUCUGCAGCAAUUGUUUAGGGCGCAAUCAUAUCGCUCGGGAUUGCCCGUCCAGAUACCGAUGUAGGACGUGUUCCAAGAAGCACCAUACGUUACUACAUCCUGGGUUUCCGUCAGCCAAUUUCUCGUCCAAUGCUUCCUCGGAGUCAUCUGGUACCGUUGUUAUGCAGUCAACUUCCGGUUUUUUUACAAAUCCAAACGAGACAUCUUCAACGUCGAUGACUGCAACAUCUUCAAAUAUGGUGGAAGGCAGUACUGAAAAACACGUCUUUUUACUUACUGUUAUAUUGAAAGUGAAGGAUUGUUGGGGAAGAACGCAUUUAGCUAGAGCUUUGUUAGAUUGUGGCUCGCAAGCCAAUCUUAUGUCGGAGAAACUAUGCACGCUUUUGAACCUACCACGAUACGACAAGAAAGUCGAAAUUAGCGGAAUCGGACGAUCACGCCAACAAGCGGUGCAUCAAGUUUCCACGACGAUAGCUUCCCGAACAACGGAAUUUACAAUGCCAAUGAAUUUCUUGGUUUUAGGACAUGUUACGGAUGAUCACCCUUCUGCAUCGAUUUACUUGUCAAACAUGAAGGUUCCAUCCGGCAUAGAAUUAGCCGAUCCAAAUUUCAGCGUUUCCGGUCCUAUUGAUAUUGUGUUGGGCUCCCAGUAUUUUUACGAUUAUCAUCUACUUAAUGGUGGCCGGUGCCAGAUUCAUCGAAUUGGAGAUAAUUUACCUGUAUUCGUGAACACAGUUUUCGGCUGGAUUGCUGCUGGAGAAACAGAAUGGAAAACGAAAAAUAAUAAAGUUACGUGCAAUAUUGGAACUGUUAAUAAUCUGCACGAAGUUAUUGAAAGGUUUUGGAACGUCGAAGAGCUUCAAGACAAGACGCCACGAACACAAGAAGAGGAGGACUGCGAAAUUCACUUUCGAAAUACUAUUAAUCGAGACAGUAACGGUCGCUACGUGGCACAAUACCCUAAACGGAUCGAUUUUCAAAAUAUGCUUGGCGAAUCUAAAUCCUUCGCCUUGAAACGAUUGUAUCAAUUGGAAAGACGGUUAGACGGGAAUUGUGAUUUGCGCAAAAAAUAUAACGAGUUCAUCCAGGAAUAUAUAUGCAUGAAACACAUGACACAUGUCGGUAAGCUGGAUGAGUUACCCUCAAGGCAAGAUCAAGUUGUUUGCUAUUUGCCCCACCAUCCAGUGCUAAAGGAAUCGAGUUCUACAACUAAACUACGUGUUGUAUUCGAUGGAUCAGCGAAAACAUCUAAAAAUUUUUCUCUCAAUGAAGCACUGCUCACCGGUCCUGUAAUACAAGAUGAUCUUUUAGUACUUAUGCUUCGUUUUCGUAAACAUGCCGUUGCCCUUGUUGCGGACGUGGAGAAAAUGUACAGGCAAAUCAAAAUACAUCCCACCGAUGCUUCGUUACAAAGAAUACUUUGGAGAUUUAGUUCGUCCGACCCUGUUCAAGUCUAUGAAUUACAAACGGUCACAUAUGGUUUAUCCCCAUCAUCAUUCAUUGCCACUCGAGUACUUCAACAAUUGGCGACGGAUGUAGGAAAGAGGUACAAACGGGCUGCGGGUGUGGUAACCGAAGAUUUCUAUAUGGAUGAUUUACUAUCCGGAGCCGAAACAAUCGACGAAGCUAAACAUUUGCGUUACGAAAUUCAAACGUUACUCGCAGAAGGCGGAUUCCAGCUACGAAAAUGGAGCUCUAACUGUCAGGAAGUUCUGGCUGAUAUGUCUUCGGGAGAGUUACAAACAACGACUACCUUAUAUUUCGAAAACGAAUCAAAAGUAAAAACCCUUGGAGUUGCAUGGGAAACAAAAACGGAUCAGUUUUGUAUCGAUAUACAGCCAAAUGUGAAUGAUGGCUACUGGACUAAACGUAAAAUAUUCUCAUCAAUUGCUCAAUUAUAUGAUCCUCUUGGCUUGGUAUCUCCCGUUGUUACUUGGGCGAAAAUACGUAUGCAACGUCUGUGGCUAGCCUCUCUUGAAUGGGACGAACGAGUACCUGACGAAAUUGAAAUACAUUGGAAGGAGUUCAGUAAUCAGCUGUCGCUUUUGCGAAUGUUUAAAGUACCCCGUUUCGUAUUUUUACAAAAUUCCGUGGAAACUCAAUUUCAUGUGUUUUGCGACGCUUCAGAAUCAGCCUACGGUACUUGUAUAUACGCUCGCUCAAUGAACGUUACUGGAAAAGUUAAGACCGAAUUGAUUACCUCGAAAUCACGAGUUGCACCUCUGAAAAGAAUCAGCUUACCACGUUUGGAGCUUUGUGCUGCACUAUUGGGUGCCAAGCUCUACCAUAAAACUGCAUGCGCAUUACGAAUGAAGGACACUCCGUGUUGGUUAUGGUCGGACUCUAUAGUCACUCUAUACUGGAUUCGAGCACCAUCAAAUACUUGGCAGACCUUUAUCGGGAACCGUACUGCCGAAAUUCAGCGGCUUACAAGCGGUAAAAGCUGGAAACAUAUUAAAGGAACUGAUAAUCCUGCUGAUGUCGUUUCUCGUGGAAUGUUGCCGUCAGAAUUUAUGAAAAGCACAAUGUGGCUCCACGGUCCGGAUUGGCUCCGUGAAGAAGAGGAAAGGUGGCCUAAGAACACGCAAUUGAUUCCGCCCUCUGAAGAAAUCCUGGAACGAAAACGAACGGUGAUGGUUGCUCAAGUUGUCCUGAAACCAUUUUUUCUGUUUGAGCGGUAUUCCAAUUUCCAGCGUUUGCUCAGAAUAACAGCAUAUAUAUUACGCUUUUUAAACUGUUGCCGAAGCAAGCAAAGAAAGUCACAUGAAGAAUUUCUCUCAGCGAUGGAGUUGGUACAAGCCAAGGAAUGCUUAGUGAGGUCAGCCCAGUAUGAAGCCUUCGCUGAUGAAAAGAGAGCACUGGAAUAUAAAAGACCUCUGUCAAUGAAAUCUAAUUUGAAACACUUACUACCUUUCGUCGAUGAUAGAGGAGUCUUGCGUGUCGGUGGAAGAUUGGCGCAAUCCACAGAGAGCUACAAAACUAAACACCCUAUGAUAUUACCAGAUAAGCAUCCAUUAUCUCGCAUGACUUUGUCUGCAAUGCGACAAGAAUUCUGGCCCAUACGUGGAAAAUUACUCGUACAUUACGUUUGUCGAAAUUGUCAAAAUUGUUUCCGAUUGAAUCCUGUUCCUGUAACACAACCCGUCGGCCAGUUGCCCACUUCACGCGUAGUUCCAAGCCGUCCAUUCGCAAUUACUGGUGUUGAUUAUUGCGGUCCAGUAUACCUGAAGCCAGUCCAUCGUCGUGCCGCUCCGAAAAAAGCAUUUAUCGCUAUAUUCAUUUGCUUCAGUUCAAAAGCAGUUCAUAUAGAAUUAGUAUCCGAUUUAUCAACAAAUGCAUUUAUCGCUGCCCUGCGCCGCUUCAUCGCUCGCCGUGGGCUGCCAAACGAGAUCCACUCAGAUAAUGGAACCAAUUUUCGAGGUGCCAACAAUGCUCUUGCAGAUCUUUACCACCUUCUGAACCGUAAAUCGAGUCAAGAGAUCUUUUUUAACGAAUGUGGCGCGAAAGGAAUAACCUGGAAGUUUAUCCCACCAAGAGCACCCAGCUUUGGAGGCCUGUGGGAAGCGGCCGUGAAAACUGCAAAAAGUACAAUGGUCAAAACAAUUGGGAACUCCAAGUUAUCAUAUGAAGAUUUUGUUACUGUUCUGACACAAAUUGAAGCGAACAUGAAUACGCGUCCGCUUACCCCACUCUCCGAGGAUCCUUCCGAGUUAGAUGUUUUAACCCCUGGACAUUUCCUCACGGGAUCGUCGCUCGCAGCCUUACCAGAUCCGGACUAUUCGAACAUUCCUUUGAAUCGUCUCAAACAUUAUCAACAGCUGCAACAACUAGUUCAAAACCACUGGAAAAGGUGGAAAAAGGAAUACUUAACCGAAGUGAAUAAUCAGCGAAAAAAGACAUCGAUACCAGUUAGCCUUCGGAUUGGUCAAAUGGUUCUGUUGCAGGAAGAUAACAAAUCGUCCAUCGCUUGGCCUCUCGCGAGAAUCGUCGCAGUGCAUCCAGGAGAAGACAAUAUCAUCCGGGUGGUCACCGUCAAAACAGCAAACGGAAUUUAUAAAAGACCAACCUCACGAAUUUUUCCGUUGCCUUCAGAUGAAUCAAUCGGUGUACAGGAAUCUGUGCAAUAA